CGCUAGCAAGUUUGGCCGCUCCGAGCCCUGCGCGCCUCGGGAUGCAGGCGCUUUUCUCCUGCCUUCCGCACGCCCCGUUUCGGGGACCCUCGGGAGCGAUGCCGAUGGAUGUGAUCUUAGUUGUGUGGUUCUGUGUGUGCACCGCCAGGACAGUGCUGGGCUCUGGGAUGGAUCCCGACCUUCAGAUGGAUAUUAUCACCGAACUUGACCUCGUGAACACUACCCUGGGCGUCACGCAGGUGUCCGGACUGCACAAUGCCAGCAAAGCAUUUUUAUUUCAAGACACACACAGAGAGAUCCAUGCAGCCCCUCACGUGAGUGAGAAAUUAAUUCAGCUGUUCCGAAACAAGAGUGACUUCACCUUUGUGGCCACUGUACAGCAAAAGCCGUCAACGUCAGGAGUGAUCCUGUCCAUUCGGGAACUGGAGCACAGCUAUUUUGAACUGGAGAGCAGUGGUCUGAGGGAUGAGAUCCGCUAUCAUUACAUACAUAAUGGGAAGCCCAGGACGGAGGCCCUUCCGUACCGGAUGGCAGACGGACAGUGGCACAAGCUCGCGCUGUCAGUUAGCGCCUCUCACCUCCUCCUCCACGUUGACUGCAACAGGAUUUAUGAACGUGUGAUAGACCCUCCUGAGACCAACCUUCCCCCAGGAAGCAACUUAUGGCUUGGUCAGCGCAACCAAAAGCAUGGCUUAUUCAAAGGGAUCAUCCAAGAUGGGAAAAUCAUCUUUAUGCCGAAUGGGUACAUAACGCAGUGUCCGAACCUGAAUCGCACCUGCCCAACCUGUAGUGAUUUCUUAAGCCUGGUGCAAGGAAUAAUGGAUUUACAAGAGCUUUUGGCCAAGAUGACUGCAAAACUAAAUUAUGCAGAGACGAGACUCAGUCAAUUGGAAAACUGUCAUUGCGAGAAGACUUGUCAAGUGAGUGGACUGCUGUAUAGAGACCAAGACUCCUGGGUGGACGGCGAUCACUGCAGGAACUGCACGUGCAAAAGUGGCACUGUGGAAUGCCGAAGGAUGUCCUGCCCCCCUCUCAACUGCUCCCCAGACUCCCUCCCUGUGCACAUUGCUGGCCAGUGCUGUAAGGUCUGCCGACCAAAAUGUAUCUAUGGAGGAAAAGUCCUUGCAGAAGGCCAGCGGAUUUUAACCAAGAGCUGUCGGGAAUGCCGAGGUGGAGUUUUAGUGAAAAUUACAGAAGCAUGCCCUCCUUUGAACUGCUCAGAGAAGGAUCACAUUCUCCCAGAGAGUCAGUGCUGUAGUGUUUGUCGAGGUCAUAACUUCUGUGCAGAAGUACCUAAAUGUGGUGAAAACUCAGAGUGUAAAAACUGGAAUACAAAAGCUACUUGUGAGUGCAAGAAUGGUUACAUCUCUGUCCAGGGAGACCCCGCCUACUGUGAAGAUAUCGAUGAGUGUGCAGCUAAGAUGCAUUACUGUCAUGCCAAUACCGUGUGUGUCAACCUUCCUGGGUUAUAUCGCUGUGACUGUGUCCCGGGAUACAUUCGCGUGGAUGACUUCUCUUGUACAGAGCACGACGAAUGUGGCAGUGGGCAGCACAACUGUGAUGAGAAUGCCAUCUGCACCAACACUGUCCGAGGACACAGCUGCACCUGCAAACCGGGCUAUGUGGGGAACGGGACCAUCUGCAGAGCAUUCUGCGAAGAGGGCUGCAGGUAUGGUGGAACAUGCGUGGCGCCUAACAAAUGUGUCUGUCCUUCUGGAUUCACAGGAAGCCACUGUGAGAAAGAUAUUGAUGAAUGUACAGAGGGAAUCAUUGAGUGCCACCACCAUUCCCGCUGCGUUAACCUGCCAGGGUGGUACCACUGUGAGUGCAGAAGCGGUUUCCAUGACGAUGGGACCUAUUCACUGUCCGGGGAGUCCUGUGUUGACAUUGAUGAAUGUGCCUUACGAACCCAUACCUGCUGGAACGAUUCUGCCUGUAUCAACCUGGCAGGGGGCUUCGACUGCCUCUGUCCCUCUGGGCCCUCCUGCUCCGGUGACUGCACCCACGGAGGAGGAGUGAAGCGCAAUGGGCAGGUGUGGACCCUGAAAGAAGAUAGGUGUUCUGUCUGCUCCUGCAAGGACGGGAAGAUAUUCUGCCGACGGACAGCUUGUGAUUGCCAGAAUCCAAGCGUUGACCUUUUCUGUUGCCCGGAGUGUGACACCAGGGUCACGAGUCAAUGUUUAGAUCAAAAUGGACACAAGCUCUAUCGAAGUGGAGACAGCUGGACGCACAGCUGCCAGCAGUGCCGGUGCUUGGAAGGGGAGGUAGAUUGCUGGCCACUCGCAUGCCCCACUUUGAGCUGUGAGUACUCAGCCACCUUGGAAGGGGAGUGUUGUCCUCGCUGCGUCAGUGACCCCUGCCUGGCUGAUAGCAUCACCUACGACAUCAGGAAAACUUGCCUGGAUAGCUCUGGCGUUUCAAGGCUUAGCGGCUCAGUAUGGACCAUGGCUGGAUCUCCCUGCACAACCUGCAAGUGCAAGAAUGGAAGUGUCUGCUGUUCGGUGGAUUUGGAGUGUCUCCAUAAUAACUGAAGUAUUUAAAAUGGACUCAUCAUCAUGGGAGAAAAAUGGACAAAUGCCCAUCCAACAUGAUGAAGAACGGGAGUUGGCGUGAUUUUUACCACAGACAGUUACCAAAGUCUCCAUCUAAGGAAGGUGUUUGGGGGUUGCCUCUGGGACCUGACACUUUGCUCAUUCUUGCUAACUAGUCUAGGUGACCUACAGUACAGUGCAUUUCAGUCCAUGGUUGUUAAAGAAGUUGCCCGUGUUGUAAAUCACGUUUCCCUAAUCAGAUCAUUUGCAAAUACAUUUAAAUGAUCCCAUGGUAAACGUUGAUGUAUUUUUUGUUGUUGUUGGUUUAUUUUGUGUACUAACAUAAUAGAGACUCUGCUCCAUUUAUUUAUUUAUUUUUAAUUUUUGGAACAAAUUCUACAAAUAAAGUUGCCUGUUGUGAAAUUG
This is a messenger RNA of Myotis brandtii (Brandt's bat), 2957 nucleotides long. It is a transcript of the gene NELL1, whose product is annotated as neural EGFL like 1. Lineage: Eukaryota; Metazoa; Chordata; Mammalia; Chiroptera; Vespertilionidae. The record is from RefSeq and is a predicted model, not a curated record. The transcript has 20 exons. The coding region runs from base 42 to 2531 and encodes 829 amino acids. Gene Ontology annotation, molecular function: protein binding; calcium ion binding.